AUGGGCCAAACACUUUCUCGACGAGACUCGGUCACUGCCACUUUAGAUUUGACGGAUGGAGCGUCUAGUACUGACAGUUUACAGGAGCGAGUGCUUGUGGUUGGCGGUGGAAACUUUGGCACUUGUUUGGCUGACCAUCUUGCUGACAAGGGUAAUAGUGUGACCAUCUGGGCGAGAGACCAAUCUCUUGUGGAUGGUAUUAUGAACGACCACAUCAAUCAUAAAUAUAUUCCUGGUAUUCAACUUUCUCCAGGACUCAAGGCAACAUCUGUUCUAGAUGCAAACACUAUUCAAUCUGCAACUGUCAUUAUCAUGUCUAUCCCAACUCAGUACAUGCGAUCGAUUCUGGAAAAGAUUCGUGAUCACCUCACUGUGAAUCAAUUAUUGGUGUUUGUCAAUAAAGGUAUUGAAGAAUCUUCUGGACUGCUACCAAACGAUAUUGCCAUUCAAGUAUGCGGUAUCGAGAUUGGCGAACGUGCUGCGUUUUUAUCUGGUCCGAGUUUUGCUGCAGAAGUAGUCAAACGACAACCUUCUUGUGUGUCGGUUGCAAGUCGUUCCCCAUUAAGAUCUAAACGCACACAGAGAUUGUUUCAUGCUCCACAUUUCCGAGUGUAUGAAAUUCAUGAUACAAUUGGCGUAGAAGUCGCUGGUGCACUAAAGAAUGUCAUUGCAUUGGCUGCUGGUGCAUGUGCAGGUGUUGGAUUUCAAAUGAAUUCUCGUGCAGCUCUUAUUACUCGAGGAUUGGCUGAACUUGCUCGGUUUGGUGUUGCUUUGGGUGCAAAUCCACUCACAUUUGCUGGAUUGAGUGGUGUUGGUGAUCUCUUGCUCACAUGCACUUCAGAAAAAUCGCGAAACUUUACUGUUGGAUAUCGUAUCGGUAAAGGAGAAACACUCGAAGAAAUCAUUACAUCGUUGGGAUCAGUUGCUGAAGGUGUAGCCACGACAAAAGCUGCUUAUGCUCUUGCUCGAAAGCUCAAUGUUGAUUCACCCAUUACAGACGAGGUGUAUGCUGUUUUAUUUGAAAAAAAACCAGUAAAGCAAGCCAUGAAGGAUCUGAUGGAACGAGAUCCAUCCGAGGAAAUGCGUGGAAUUCAUAUUGAAUAA
Messenger RNA from Batrachochytrium dendrobatidis JAM81, 1104 nucleotides. RefSeq lists its product as uncharacterized. The record is from RefSeq and is a predicted model, not a curated record. Bases 1 to 1104 code for a protein of 367 amino acids. Gene Ontology annotation, cellular component: glycerol-3-phosphate dehydrogenase (FAD) complex; cytosol. NCBI's taxonomy places the organism in Eukaryota, Fungi, Chytridiomycota, Chytridiomycetes, Rhizophydiales. Gene Ontology annotation, biological process: glycerol-3-phosphate catabolic process; carbohydrate metabolic process. The transcript is spliced from 6 exons. Gene Ontology annotation, molecular function: glycerol-3-phosphate dehydrogenase [NAD(P)+] activity; NAD binding.